AAGAACGAGAACCAAACUCAAAGAAAUCGAUUGGUUCAUAUUACCUCGUGCUAAAAGAUAUUGGACAUUGGACCAGCGCUUGGCUUACUAGCAUCGGAACUUUCUCAUUCAAUGGAUUAUUAUUUGGCUUAAUUGAGGGUUAUUCCAAGUAACAUCAGAUGUAAUGAGAGAGCUGCUUUGGUUUUUGCUCGUGUGCGCUUCACUGAAUGCCAGUGUGUUCGCGGUUUUGCUUGUUAGAAACCUCUCAUCGAGAACUUCUGUUGAAGAAUUUAAGGAUUCGGAAGCAAAUUUUGGAAAAUCAAUCCCUUAUGGGUCAUUGAUACUGGGACGAAUUCACGCAUCCCAACCAAUAGAUGGCUGUGAAGACUCUAUCCCGUUACCUACAAAUGCUUCCGAUUCAACUCUCCCUUACAUCUCACUUAUUAAACGUGGCAAUUGUUCUUUUGCAGCUAAGGCUCUGGCUGCUGAAAAGGGUGGAUAUAUUGCGGCUGUUAUUUUUAAUGAUGUGGACGAUAGUAUUUUCCCAAUGGACGGCAAUUCGUCUACAGUUGUCACUAUUCCUGCUGUCAUGGUGGGUUUGUCUGAUGGUGAGCUGUUGCUAACUAAGUACUGUAAGCCAUAUUAUUUUAUUGAAAUCUUACCUACUCAUCGCCCAACUAUUAUGUUGUAUCUUAUUCCACUCAUAACAUGUCUGGUGAUAUCUGUAGUCGCAGUGAGUGUGGCAUUUGGGGUGCGGUUAUGGAAUCGAUACCGAAGACGACACCGAUAUUGCUUAGCAGUUAAAGAGUUACUCAAAAUACCUGAAACUGUGUUCACUAAAGAUUCGAGUGAAUUCGAAACUUGUGUAAUUUGUUUAGAAGACUAUGAGGAUAACGAUAAAUUAAGAGUAUUACCUUGUAAACAUGCUUAUCAUAGCAAGUGCGUAGACCAAUGGCUUUUGAAACGCCGUAGUUGCUGUCCUAUAUGUAAGAAAAAAAUUCACAAUACACAUACAAGAUUUACACGUGCUUCUGUAUACGGGACUACAUCUGAAGCUCCACUUUUGGAUGAUUAUUCAUCGUUCGAAGAAGAUUCUGAUUCCGAAGAUAGCAGUAUUUCAUCACCUCAAUUCAAUUCUUCUUAUGGUAUGGAUGAACAUACUCCACUUAUUAAUGCUUCUGCUAAUCAGUCAAAUGCUUUGUCGCACAAGCAAACGAAGAUAACUGCUUCAAUUCGUGAAACUGUAGAGGGUUUACUUGCAAAUGUAUCCAGUUCCAAUCUCAGAGGUUGUACUUCAUCCGAGUGUGAACAAAGAACUAAAAAUGUUAAUUCAGUUGAAAAAUUACAACCUGAAUGUUCCCAAAUCGGUGCUGAAUCCUUUGUAACAGGUAAACAGUGUGCCGAAAAUGACACUGAUUCAGAAUCAAUUAAUGAGAUCAAUGACUAUCAGUCACCUUCAGCAAUGAUUACUCAUGUUGAAGUACACACAAAUUGUGAUUUAUCAGAUAAGCAUGAAUCUCAUGUCUAACUUUUAUUUGUUUAUCUCUUAAUUUCUAUCAUUAUUCGAGAUGUUGUCAGUGUUUUUUUUUGUGUUUUUAGCAGUUGUUUUUAUACAAAGAAAGCAAAUUUAUACUACGUAUCCUAUUUCACUUGUUCGUAAAAAUCAUUUUAUUUCUACACAAUGAUGAUGAAUACUCACUAGAACUGUGUUAUUCUAAACUGUUGGGUUCCGAUAAUUGGCUAUUUAUUUUUCUUACCUGCUUUUAUGAUACCUUUUUAAUACAAAAAAAAAUACAAGUAGUAUAUCACCUGAUUUAUUUCUUGUAUACAGUUUAUAUAUAAUGUAUAAUAUAUAUCUUUUUUGUCUCCCUAGUCGACUGAUCGAUUGAUAUAAUUCAAAUGGCUGAUUAAUCAGUUCAUUUAUUGAACAUUGAAUCAAUUGUUCUUUUUCGUCUUUUUAAAAAAAAUUAUUCAUUUAUUUAUCGAUUGUGUAAUUAUUGUAUUGUGUUUCUACCGUUGAUUGUUUCACCUUGUGAAAUUUAAUUUGUUGUAAGCAUUUUCAUAUAAUUAUGCAUACAUUGAUUUGAUCGUAUAUAAAUAGUAUUUCAUUAUACUACUUGAAAAAUUUAUCUGAUUAUAAUGAGAGAGUAUCAAUUUCUUAUUAGAUUAACAUUGUUUUUGUUGAAUUUCUUACCGGUCAAAUGAUCAUUAACUAAGUUUGAUUUUUAAUAGAAUCAGAUAAUUUCUUCUUAUUAUUUUUUUUAAUAUGAAUUUUUAUUUUAUCACUUACCCUUAUUUUUUACUACUUUGUUUAGAAUGAAAUACAUUAUUUUCAUCUAUA
Messenger RNA from Schistosoma turkestanicum, 2320 nucleotides. The record is from the annotation of a GenBank genome assembly. Lineage: Eukaryota; Metazoa; Platyhelminthes; Trematoda; Strigeidida; Schistosomatidae.